CUCGCAUAAUUUAUUCCUAGGUUAUCUGAGCUGUGUGCCUUUUGAAAGAUGGAAGCUAACAUUUCUGCUUUAUCUUCUUGCAUCACUGCUGUUUUCCCUUCAUCUACUAGUACUGGUAUAUUCUGAGUUCUGUAAACCCCAACCAUUUUUUUGAGGACACCCCAUACCUCUCCUAAUUAAUGUUUGUGCAUGUGUUUGUUUUAAGAUAAUGCAGUUCUGGAAGGUAAACGGAGAGAUUCAGGAGCAGUGCCUUGACCUCUGUCGGCUCGAGGCUAAGGUUAUGGAGAUAAAUGUCAAGGACAAGGAGACAAUUGAACACCUCCAGCAAAACAUAAAAAAACAGGAAGAAGAGCUGUGCAUAGAAAGGAAGCAGGUCAGAAACAUGAAGGCUCUUGUGCAGAGGAUGAAGGCCGACAUCAAAAACUGCUCUAGUUUUGUCGACCAGCCGCACCAGCUGAAGGCAAACUUCAUCAGACUCAAUAAGACCUACAACCAUAAACCAGAUAUGACAUUCAGGGUGAAGUUUGCAGUCGUUCAAGAGAGCAGGCAGAAGGAAGAGCUGCAAAGUCCAGCGGUUUCUCUGGAACAAAAGCAGGCUGUGGAGUCCAAAACUCAGCAAGCAGAUUGCUGCAAGACACUGAAGCUGAUGGAGUUUGAGUCUGAGGAAGCACAGAAACUCAUGAACAAGGACAGUACAGCUGAGCUCGCUGAAUUAUGCCUCAGAUACAAACAGGAGCUUCAGGCGGAGCAGGAGACCUGCAGCCAACUUAAAUAUGAAAUAAAGCUCAUGGAGAAACAGAUGGUGCAGUUCUGGAAAAUAAAGGAAGAAAUUCAGGACCAGAACCUCGAGAUCAACAUGUUAAAGGAGGAAGUGCAGAGCCUGCAUGACCAGCAUAUGGACGGGAAGAAACUCAGGAAGGAGAAGGAGCAAAAAAAGAACGUCCAGAAGAAGGAAGUCCACUUCCAAGACAUAGUCGAGAUGCACAAGACGAGCAAAACACAGAAUGAGGCGGAUUUAAAAAGGAUCAACAGCCAGUUGGAUGAAAUAUUUAAAGACUGCAAUAAACAGAUGCGACAAACAGCUGAAACUAAUCUUGAGGAAGUGAAGAGCAGGAUCGAAGAGAAAAAACUGUUCUUAAAAAAGCUCAAGUCUGAGGUGAAGGAAAUCAACAGCAAGAACCAGGAGACCAUACACAACCUGAAGGAGGAGCUGAAAGUCAAGGAUAAUGAGUUAUGUACAGAGAGGCAGAGGAUUAAAAGGCUAAAGGCUUUGUUGGACAGGAUCAAGGCUGACAUCCAGACCUGCUCAGACGUCAUCCAGCAGCCAAAACUGCUGAAGGAGAGCAUCCUUAAGCUCCACAAAAGCUACAUCACAGAGGCUGAGAUAAGUGCCAUGCCAACGGAAGACAAGAACCACAGAGGAAGGACACGGGACAGCAGGACUACAAAGAUUCAUGUGCCUGGCAGCACAUCAGUGAGGGACUCACUGAAAAGUGGAAGAAGCUCCGUGACCCUGUCCAAGUCGCCAUACAUUAGCAGCCAAACGCCAAAGCUGGAUAUUCUUAAAAUCAUGGACCUUCCACCCAUAAACACUAGAAACAUCCAGUGAUUGCCGGGGAGGUGUCGAACACUCGGAUGUACAGUAGGAUAUAGUGGGAGGGCUCUGAGCUAUCCACCAAUCAUAAGCUGUGGAAAAGAA
This is a messenger RNA of Tachysurus fulvidraco (yellow catfish), 1699 nucleotides long. RefSeq names its product ectopic P granules protein 2-like. The coding region runs from base 209 to 1609 and encodes 466 amino acids. Lineage: Eukaryota; Metazoa; Chordata; Actinopteri; Siluriformes; Bagridae. The transcript has 11 exons. The record is from RefSeq and is a predicted model, not a curated record.